GGUCUUGUGGUCUUUGACACUUCAUUGGAUACAGCAUCUACAAUUGUUGUGUGGGUCCCACAAGCAGCUUUUUUGUCUGUUUAUUUUAAUAUCACACACUCUCUUCUACUCUUCACACCCCAUCAAGCAAAGCAAUGUUCUUUUGUUGUUGUUGUUGUACAUAAAUACUUUCAUCAAGAGUGUCUUCUUUUUUUCCUUUCAUUGCUCAGACAAUAAUGAUUUUUCUUUCUGUUAAGGGUGCUAAUGUUUGUGGAAUCCGAGGAUGAGUUUGUUGCUGGUGUUUUUGAAUGUAGAAAAGUAGCACUAAACAGAAUCAUGAAUGCACGAGUGUUUUCAUCGAUGUGUUUUUAGAACAUACAAAAAAAAAAUUAGCUUCUUUUUUUUUUCUUUCUUUCCACCCUUUAUUAACCUCUGUCUUUUUUCACUCUUUGGAUUCUGUGUUUGUUUGUUUUUGUGUUUUUUUUUUCUCAAUGUCUCAACAAAGACAACCUCAUAUGAUGAGUGGUAACAACCAAGAUCAAUAUAGUGACACAACAUUUACCAAAAUUUUUGUUGGUGGGUUGGCUUGGGAGACUCAAAGGGACACAAUGAGAAGGUAUUUUGAGCAAUUUGGAGAGAUCUUAGAAGCUGUUGUUAUCACAGAUAAGUAUACUGGGAGAUCUAAAGGUUAUGGUUUUGUGACAUUUAAGGAUCCUGAGGCAGCUAUAAGAGCUUGUCAGAAUCCAUCUCCAGUUAUUGAUGGAAGAAGAGCAAAUUGCAAUAUUGCUUCUCUUGGUGCUAACAAGAAUAGAUCAGUAACUCUUCAACAUGGUAGGUUUAGGCCUUCACAUGGAGUGGUGGCACCAGCUCCUUAUCAUGGAUCUUCUUCAUCCACAAUUUUUCAUCAACCUACUAGGCAGUACACAUUUCCUUAUUCAACAUUUGGAUAUUCUGGAUAUUCACAGGACACUUUGUAUCCUGCGCAGAAUUAUUACAAUGUGUAUGGUGUUCAACAAUAUUCACCUUACUACCCAUCUGUUGGAGGUGCUGGGACAAUGGGGUUGGUCCAAAAUAUGUACCCUUACUACGGACAAUAUGCGCAAAAUAUCCAUGGACCUGGUUUUGGUGUUCAAUACCCUCAAAUGACACAGAUUCCAGUUUUGUCUCAGAAUUAUGGUUCCUCUGGAAUAUUGUCAUUUCCUUCCUCAACAACAUUGCCAACCAUUAGUCCAGCUAACGUAGCCGCAGCCGCAAUCGCAACUACUACAACAGCAACAACUGUGGCAGUAACAGGGGUUACCAGUUCACAAGCUACUGAAACAACAACAGACUCCGAACAAAAACAACAACAUUCAACAACUUGAUCUCUACGAGGAUAAAAGAACACACAUGGUGUCUUACAAGUUACAAGGCUAACCAAACCUUAACCACAUUCUCAAUUCAUCAUGACAAAAUUUACCAUCAUCAUCAUUAUCAUCAUCAUGAUCAUCAUAAGUAUUUUCUUCUUUUAAGAAAAUAUGAUUUUUUUUUUUGAAUUAGAACUAGGUAAGAUCAUAUUCAUUUAAGUAUUCAGCAUAGGGAAGAAUCUAAUUAUUUAAGCUUUGGAUUCUACCUUUUAGAGUAAUUCAACUCUUUAUUAUGUCUAGGGUGUUGGAAGCAUCCAAUGACAUAAUAGUCCUUUGUUUAUAAUUUUAGUACAUGGGUUCAAAAGAUUGAUUUUAUAUCUUUCAAACCCUUUAUUGGCUGGUCAAUUAGGAAGAAAAAAAAUUGAGCUUAGGUAGCUCAAUAAUUUAAUAUGUAUUUUAUUUUUCUGAAUAUUUUUUUUUCUCUUCUUCUAAGGAUAUGAUUAAUUGAAAAGAAAGUAUUUGUUUGUUUC
This is a messenger RNA of Lathyrus oleraceus (garden pea), 1855 nucleotides long. RefSeq lists its product as uncharacterized. The coding region runs from base 471 to 1343 and encodes 290 amino acids. The transcript is spliced from 6 exons. Gene Ontology annotation, molecular function: RNA binding. The record is from RefSeq and is a predicted model, not a curated record. NCBI's taxonomy places the organism in Eukaryota, Viridiplantae, Streptophyta, Magnoliopsida, Fabales, Fabaceae.